Onychomys torridus (southern grasshopper mouse) is the source of this 2085-nucleotide messenger RNA. RefSeq names its product deltex E3 ubiquitin ligase 3 (gene Dtx3). The transcript has 6 exons. The coding region runs from base 438 to 1481 and encodes 347 amino acids. The record is from RefSeq and is a predicted model, not a curated record. Gene Ontology annotation, biological process: Notch signaling pathway; protein ubiquitination. NCBI's taxonomy places the organism in Eukaryota, Metazoa, Chordata, Mammalia, Rodentia, Cricetidae.
UUCACCUCCUACCCUCGGGCCCCUGGCGCCACCCCUCCCUGCCUGCCAAGGCUGGAUCUGUCCGCGGCUCCAUUUUUGUUUUGGGGCCGAGAGGCGGGGGCUCCGGGCCAGGAGGGGGUCCGAGGGAUCGGCAAUUCUGGCCGGCCGAGGGGAGAGGGGCGCCGUCCUCCUCCCCCCUGCUCUCGGCCCGCACCCCGGCAUCCCCUUCCACCUCCGCGGGGUCUUCCCCCGCCCCUUGUUGCUAAGGCCCGGACCGUCAUCCCAGCAACAGCCUGUCAUGUGACCGGCAAUGGCGGCGCGGACGGGAGCUCUGGUCAGCUGAAUGUGGAAGUAGAGACUUCCGCCACCACUUCCAUGGUCUUUUCAGGCCACACGAUCUCCAAGUAGCAGGGAAAAGGAGCGAGCCUGCAUGCCAAUUCUAAGCUCUUCCGGAUCAAAUGUCGUUCGUCCUGUCCAGAAUGGCAGCCUGCGGAGGCACCUGCAAGAACAAAGUGACCGUCUCCAAGCCUGUGUGGGACUUCCUGAGCAAGGAGACCCCAGCCCGGCUGGCCCGGCUUCGGGAGGAGCACCGCGUGUCCAUCCUCAUCGAUGGCGAGACUUCUGACAUCUACGUGCUCCAGCUUUCCCUACAGGGCCCUCCCCCAGCCCCUCCCAAUGGGCUCUACCUGGCCCGCAAGGCUCUCAAGGGGCUACUGAAAGAGGCAGAGAAAGAGCUGAAGAAAGCUCAGAGGCAGGGGGAGCUCAUGGGCUGCCUGGCUUUGGGGGGUGGUGGGGAGCACCCUGAGCUGCACCGCCCAGGCCCACCUCCUCUUCGAGCUGCCCCGCUCCUGCCCCCAGGAGCUCGAGGGCUCCCACCUCCCCCUCCUCCCCUGCCCCCUCCACUUCCUCCGCGUCUUCGGGAGGGGGCCGAAGAGCAGGAAAGCAUCUGCCCCAUCUGCCUGGGGGAGAUCCAGAACGCCAAGACACUGGAAAAGUGCCGUCACUCCUUCUGUGAGGGCUGCAUCACGCGGGCCCUGCAGGUGAAAAAAGCCUGCCCCAUGUGUGGCCGAUUCUAUGGGCAGCUGGUGGGCAACCAGCCCCAGAAUGGGCGGAUGCUGGUCUCCAAGGAUGCCACCCUCCUGCUACCCAGCUAUGAGAAGUACGGCACCAUUGUCAUCCAAUACGUCUUCCCGCCCGGUGUCCAGGGGGCCGAACACCCGAACCCAGGAGUUCGGUAUCCUGGUACCACACGGGUGGCCUACCUCCCGGACUGCCCCGAGGGCAACAAGGUGCUGACACUGUUCCGAAAGGCAUUUGACCAGCGCCUCACCUUCACUAUUGGCACGUCCAUGACCACAGGGAGACCCAAUGUCAUCACUUGGAACGAUAUCCACCACAAGACCAGCUGCACAGGGGGACCCCAGCUGUUUGGGUAUCCGGACCCCACCUACCUGACUAGGGUGCAAGAGGAACUGAGAGCCAAGGGUAUCACAGAUGACUGAAGGCCACCCCCUUUGCCAAGGCCCCUGCUGCCCUCUUCCACUAGGAUCCAGCGGAAGCCUCUGUUCCCCUCUCUCUCUGCCCCCACACCACCCACGCUAGGGGAUUUGUCCGACCGAGGUGGGAGUUCAGUGGGGAAGGGGACAGUCCCUUCCCCUGUCCCCCAUUGGCCUAGUGCUUCGGUGGCUUUGAGCCACGCCCCUCUGGCAGAGGCUGGUUUCCGGGGCUCCCUCCCUGCACUCCGUGUACAUAUUCUCUAUGCCCCUGCUCCUCCAGUGUCCUUGGCUUUUGCUGGUAUGCACUGUUGUCCAGUGACUGGGCCGAGAAAGGACCUGGGUAGGGGGGGUGGAGGUCUCGAGCUCCAGCCCCUGGAUACUGUACUGUCUCACCUUGGACUGAUAUUAGCUGCCACCCCCCAGCCAGCUGUGUGUUAAGAUAACAGUAGUCCUACCUUAACGGAUCCUUUCUCUCCUGUGUCUGUCUCUGUCAGUCUGUCUUUCUCUCGCUCUUCUCUACCCCUAUAAGGAGCCUCCUCACCCUGUUCUGGAAUUGCUGCCAGACUGUAGCUUUUAAUUUAAUAAAAAUAAAGUAAAAUAUGCAACUCUA